Molecule: messenger RNA, 1581 nt
Organism: Iphiclides podalirius (scarce swallowtail)
Lineage: Eukaryota; Metazoa; Arthropoda; Insecta; Lepidoptera; Papilionidae
Source: the annotation of a GenBank genome assembly
AUGGCCGCCAAAAGGAAAGCUGGUGCACUGCUUCAACACGUUCUGCCAAAGGACAACAUGACGCCAGAGCCUACGGACAUGGCUGACGAUGAUAACUUUUCUGGUCAGGCCUUCGCGAAAGACGCUGAGAAGUUGAAAAUGAUGUUGCUGGCAUGGAAUUAUCACAGCCAGAGUCAAGGCCGCAAUGGUGACAUCACAGAGAGUGGCGCUGACAGCAUGGCGGACCUCUGGGCGUCCUAUCACAGCGCUCUCGGCCUCGGCAGCAAGCCGCCGAAGCCGCCCACACCUUUGGCCACUGGCCACUCGAGUCCGAUACACGUCGGCUCGGCGACGCCGGGCCUGGAGCCAGCGUCUGCCCACGACGAGACCUCCUCGUCAGAUCGCACCAAGGAUGAGGACGAUGCCGGCGCUUCAGACGACGACAGUGACGACCGCGUGGACCCUCAGCACCACGACCCGGAGCGGCUGAAGGCCUUCAACAUGUUCGUCCGAUUGUUCGUAGACGAGAACCUAGACAGGAUAGUGCCCAUAUCCAAACAGCCGAAAGAGAAGAUCCAAGCGAUCAUAGACUCGUGCACGCGACAGUUCCCGGAGUUUGCCGAGCGCGCCCGAAAGAGGAUCAGAACGUACCUGAAGAGUUGCAGGAGGAAUAAGAAAGUGCGUGGCGACGGCCCCAUCAGCGGAAACGGUGGCAGCACGCCGUCUAGUAGCGCUUGGGAUACCGCGGUUCGACCAACGCCGGCGCACCUGACGUCGGUGCAAGCGGAGCACAUCCUGGCGCAGGCUUGCGAGAACGAGAGCCUGAAUGCGAAGCGCAUGCGGCUCGGCCUCGACCCGGUCAGCCAGCCGAUGCCCACUCUGCCCACGCCCAUGGCAAUCGACACGACCGCCACAUCGGCCGUGGCCUCGUCGUUCCUAAGCCUGUACAGCGGCGCCAUGAGCACCUCCACCACCGCCAGUUCUGCCACUGCCACGUCGCUCGCCAGCGCCGGCCACAGCAAGGCGGCCGCCGACACCACUCGCCCGACGAGCAGCCCCUCCAUGGAGAACGCGCUGCUCAACAACAACAGUCUGAAGAUCGACAACGCCAAUGGCAACACUGGCAGCAAGACAGCCAGCCCCGCUUCAUCGCCGGCGCCAUUGUUCAGACCGUCAUUCCCGAACACUUUCGGCACACCGCAGACAUUUGGGAGGCAAAGUUCAAGCACCAGCAGCGCUUCAGCGCUUUCGAGCAGCGCCCUGCUUUCCACUUUAUCGUCGCUUCCACCUACAGGCGUGGGCAUGAACGCAGCAAUGGCCGCGUACCAAAGCGCGCUGUUGUCCGCAAUGGCGGCGCACACGCACACAUUCCCGAGCCUCUCGGCUCCGACAGAUCUGUCCGUGAAGGGGUCGACGCACCACGGCGGCGGCGGGGGCGGGCUGGGGGGCGGGGCGGGCUCGGCGAAGGCGCCCCUCCUCUCGCACAAGCUGUCGGGCGCGGAGGUGGGCGCGGUGCGUCAGCUGAUCACCGGCUACCGCGAGUCGGCCGCCUUCCUGCUGCGCUCCGCCGACGAGCUGGAGGCGCUGCUCCUCAACCAGCCG